This is a messenger RNA of Dromaius novaehollandiae (emu), 1374 nucleotides long. It is a transcript of the gene BEAN1, whose product is annotated as brain expressed associated with NEDD4 1. Bases 326 to 1267 code for a protein of 313 amino acids. The record is from RefSeq and is a predicted model, not a curated record. Lineage: Eukaryota; Metazoa; Chordata; Aves; Casuariiformes; Dromaiidae. Gene Ontology annotation, molecular function: protein binding. The transcript has 6 exons.
AAGGCAAGCGGGAGGGGAAGGGCCGCCGCGGGGGGGGCGCAGAGCGGGGGGAAAGGGCGCCCUCCGGCCCGGGCCGGCCCCCAGCACCCUGCGAGCGGCCCCGCCGCCGCCGCCGCCGCGGGGCGGGCAGGGCAGGGCAGGGCAGGGCAGGGCAGGGCAGGGCAGGGCAGGGCCCCGGCCGCCGCCCGCCGCCGGCCCGCGGGGCGGAGGUCGCCCGCCUCCCCCGCCCUCGGCUCCGGCCGGCCGCCGCCGCUCCGGCCCCGCGCGCAGCAGGAGGCGGCGGCUGCGCCCGACUCGCCGCCCGCUGCCGCCGCGGCGGAGGCGCAUGGAGACGACGGCGGCCCGCGCGGGCUGGGUUCUUUUCUUCCAUCUUCCUCUCAUCUCUGGAAGCUCCAUCGCUAUUGGAAUAGGCAGCAAUUAUUCCAAUCUCUAUGAGCAGACCAUUCUACCUUGUAAAAAAGAGGAACUACAGUGUGGUAAUGGACUCUGCAUCUUAAACUGGCUACGCUGUCACUAUAAGAAGGACUGUGGCAGAGACUACAUGUCCAUCAAACUAACAUGUUCAAAAGUUCACUUGAACCAGAGCAGCCCAAUCAAUGAAUUUCCCAGCUAUAGUGAAAAUGGAAAUGAUCCCAGUCUACUUGUGUCACCCCUUCUGGUGGCUGGAGUGGUUAUUGGACUUGUGCUAUUUCUAUCCUGUGUUACAAUCAUUGUCGGCAGCCUGCGAAAGGAUGGACGGUUACGACACCCACAUCUGAGGAGAGAUGCUAGUUAUGCUCCAGAUGGCUUCUCCUAUGGCGGCUCAUUUGGAGAGCUGAGAUCCACCUGCAUGGAGGAGUUCCCCCCAGCUUUUGAUUUUGGUUCCUAUCUGGAGACACUUUCUCAGGUCAACGUCAUGUAUCCUGAUUCACCUCCCCGCUACGAUGAGUGUGUGGGGCCAGGAGCAACACAAAUAUAUAUUCCUACAGAUGAUCCCCCUCCAUAUUCUCUUACGGACCCUUGUCGAAGAAAUGAAAUAUCUAUAAACAUUAGCUUGGACGACGAGGCAGCAUCUGGGACUACAGAACAGGCUGCGAAUUACGCAGUCAGACUGCAGGACUUGCAGCAGCCCAUUUCAUCCAUCUCUUUGUCAUCUUUCACUUUGGAGGCUGCUCCCCUCUACGAGAUGGUGGUGUGUGAACAGAAUAUCCCCAUUCCACUCGUUCCAAUGGAUGUACUGAAAAAUUCUUCCACUGACUAUCACACCCUUCUGAACCAAAUCAUGUGAAUAAAAGUGACUUUUCCUUUCCAUUCUUCUGAAGGACUCAGACCGAGAAAAGCAUUUAAAUGGAAGAAUAAAACCUCUGAAAGUUUGAUCUAUUUUAUAUCUUUAAA